AUGGACCGCUCAAAGGACGCGAACAAGGUUACGUUCGAGGAAGCGCUCACUAGAACAGGCUUUGGACUGUAUAGCUACCUCGUGGUGAGCCUCGCGGGAUGCAUAGUACUCGCGCUGGUGUGCAUCGCGUUCGGCACCACCAUCAUCAUUCCCACCAGCGCCUGCGAGCUGGGCACCACCUCCUCGCAGCGAGGGAUCCUGGCUGCUGCACCGGUUGUAGGGUUGAUCCUCGGCGCAUUGAUAUGGGGUUACCUGGCGGAUAUAUUCGGAAGGAGAUUAACUCUGAUGAUAUCGCUUAUCGCGUCGGCGGCGGUCAACUGCCUCGCCAGCUUAUCAGUCAACUGGUGGAUGCUAAUGUUUCUACAAUUUUUUUCCACGUUCCUAUGUGCGGGCUUGUAUCCGCAAGCUAUGACGAUCGUCAGCGAGAGUGUUCCGUUGAGUAAGAGGAACUUAUCCGUGUUGCUGGUGGGCAGCAUAUUCCUCCUGGCGCAAGGACUUAUGGCAUUGUUAGCGAUACCAAUAAUACCGCUCACCUUCUCGUACUAUUUGCCAAGUCUUGGCAUCUACUGGAACUCCUGGAGAACGCUUUUGAUUGUGUACUCUAUGCCUAGUCUGCUCUCCGCAUUAUGGCUAUAUUUCAUGUGCGAGAGCCCCAAGUUCCUGAUUACUAAAGGUCGAGAGACAGAGGCGAUGGAAGUUUUGAGGAAAAUGCAUAGGCUGAAUAAUUUAGGAACAAAGACUGAACUAAAAGUAAAAGAGGCAAUUCUGUUACUACCGCUCGAGGAUAUAAACUCCAAAUCGAGUAAUAACCAAUGCGCACCGUUGUUCAGGCCGCCCUUGCUGAAAUCUACAAUCAUCAUGACAAUUUUGUAUUUAUUUCAACAAAUGCCAGCAUUUCUGGUCUGGUUCCCAACUAUUGCCGCUCAGUUCGUGCACAUACUGGAGACAGGCGAGGGCUCGAAUCUCACAUUAUGUAGCAUCAUUAGGAAAAGCAUUGAGUCACCUCCCGAGGCUGCGGAUUCUUGCAACUUAAAUGUCACAUCACUUCUUAUAGUCCUGGCUUUUGGUGCCGUACAGUCCCUAGCGAAUGUUGUUAUAAGCUUCGUCGUUGAUUUCACCGGUCGACGCAACUUGGUUAUGCUCGUAACCGGCCUUUGUGGAAUUUGCGGUAUCCUCGUUAACCUGAUACCCAACGCCAUCGCCAGCGGGGUUAUGUUCUUGAUAUUCCUCAUCGGCAUCGUCACUUCGGGACUGUACACUGCCAUCGCUGUCGCUUUGUUUCCCACUUCUCUUAGAACUCUAGCGGUUGCGUUGAUCACGACAGGGCAUCGGAUUGGGUCCUUCGCGUCUAUGCAAAUCGUCAAUCUACUCUUCGAAACUAACUGCGAAGCUGGUUUCUACGUGUACGCGACUAUAUUUGCGUCGUCUGCUGUUGUAGCAUCAUUUCUAAUCGACGAUCGGAAACUUGGACGGGUAUGCAAAGACGCUACAAAGUUAUAGUCUGAACGCACCUUCAUCUCACACCAAAAUCACGUGUGCAUAAAUCCUCUUUGCAGAAAAUGCAACAGUCUUUUUAAGUUUAAACUGCGCCAAAAAUGAUUUGUUAAAGUGUUGGGUGCCACGAUUGCCAAUUAUGUGCCCUUAUAAUAUAAGUAUAAUAAUUAUCUACUUUAAGACUUGUACCUACAUUCGCAAUGGUUAAUUUUCUAAAUUAACCCUCAG
This is a messenger RNA of Pararge aegeria (speckled wood butterfly), 1722 nucleotides long. RefSeq names its product putative transporter svop-1. Gene Ontology annotation, molecular function: transmembrane transporter activity. The transcript has 11 exons. NCBI's taxonomy places the organism in Eukaryota, Metazoa, Arthropoda, Insecta, Lepidoptera, Nymphalidae. Gene Ontology annotation, biological process: transmembrane transport. The coding region runs from base 1 to 1500 and encodes 499 amino acids. The record is from RefSeq and is a predicted model, not a curated record.